AUGUGCGACGCAUCAAAUUAUGCGGUGGGAGCGGCGCUGGCUCAGCGCGAAGGUAAGGACCCUUAUAUUAUUGCAUAUGCCUCUAAGACUUUAGACGAUGCUCAGUCUAAUUAUACUACCACCGAAAAAGAGCUAUUAGCUAAUGUUUUUGCUCUAGACAAAUUCAGAGCUUAUUUACUAGGAACAAAGGUGGUAGUAUAUUCGGACCAUGCAGCCUUAAAAUAUUUGUUAGUUUCACUUGAUAGCUUGCAAGCAAUAUCUGAAGUGGUUCCUUGGAGAAUGACAGGACUGUUGAAGAAGCAAGGCAUCAUUCACAAGGUAGCGACAGCCUACCAUCUCCAGACCAAUGGACAAGCCGAGGUGUCAAACAGGGAGAUCAAGCGCAUAUUAGAAAACAUUGUGAAGCCUCACAGGAAAGACUGGAGUGCUCGACUAGUAGAUGCGCUUUGGGCUUAUAGGACUGCAUACAAGACACCCAUUGGAAUGAGUCCAUUCUGCCUCGUCUACGGGAAGGCUUGUCAUCUUCCAGUGGAGGUAGAACACAAGGCAUACUAG
This is a messenger RNA of Arachis stenosperma, 555 nucleotides long. RefSeq lists its product as uncharacterized. Gene Ontology annotation, molecular function: nucleic acid binding. Bases 1 to 555 code for a protein of 184 amino acids. Lineage: Eukaryota; Viridiplantae; Streptophyta; Magnoliopsida; Fabales; Fabaceae. The record is from RefSeq and is a predicted model, not a curated record. The transcript has 2 exons. Gene Ontology annotation, biological process: DNA integration.